GUUGAUGGGGUUAGGUUUCUGGAGGAGGGCAAGGGUUUAGUUGGAGGAACGCAAAUGGAGGAUGUAAUUAGGGUAAUGGGUGUAAAAGAAGGGGUUGAUAGUAAAAUGGAUGAUAAGGUCAGUGAAGUUUCUGCGGAAUUGAUUGUGGAUGUGAAUUCAGAGAGGGUUAGGGGAGCUUAUAGAAAAUCUAGGGUUGAGGAAAGACCGACUGGGGAGGAUGGACAGGGCUCCUGGGAAGUUAUGGAGUUGGUUGGAAGAGUGCUUGAUGGUAAUUUUGGAAUGGAAAAAGGAGAAGGAAACUUUAAACAUUUUGGAGAUGAAACUAGGAGCAAUCUUCUUGUGGAUUUGAAUGAAAAACGUGCUGUGAUUGGGGAGGCUGUAUCUGUGAACGAAUUUGGCAAUAAAGGAACUGAGUUUGACAAUAUAUUGGACGAGCAGAAGUUGGAUUUGCACGAAGAAGGAGCUGGUCUAAGUUGGGAGGCUGUAUCUGGUAAUGAAAUUGGCAAUAAAGGGACAGGGGUUGACAAGAUAUUGGGUGAACAGAAUUUGGAUUUGCGUGAUGAUGAAAGUGGCCUAAAUGGAAAACAAAAUGUGGUUAUUAAUGAAAAGGUGCCAGAUGGAAAUUCUAGAAAUUCCGAGUUAUAUAAUGAUAAGACUGGUUUCCUGGUGCCUAACAGAAGUGGAGAAGGAGGUGGUCUUAAUGAAAAACAAAGCGUGGUUAUUAAUGAACAGGUGCCAGAUGCAAAUUCUAGAAAUGCUGAGAGAGAUAAUGAGAAGCCUGGUUUGCUAAUACCAAAAACACGUGGAGAAGGAUCUGGUCUAAAUGGAAAAGAAAACUUGGUUUGCGAACACGUGUUAGAUGUAAAUUUUAGAAAUGCUGAGGGAUAUGAUGGGAACCCUGGUCUGCUCGUGCCAAAAACACUUGGAGAAGAGUGCAUAACAGAAAAGGAAGGAGAAUACUGUGUCUCGGAUCUAGUGUGGGGCAAAGUAAGGAGCCAUCCCUGGUGGCCUGGGCAGGUAUUUGAACCUUCGGCUGCAUCAGAGAAUGCGAUUAAGUAUGUUAAGAAGGACAGUUACCUGUUAGCAUAUUUUGGAGAUCAGACAUUUGCAUGGAACGAGGUAUCAAAGAUAAAACCAUUUCGUAUGCACUUCUCUCAGAUGGAGAAACAGAGCAGUUCCGUAGCAUUUUGUCAUGCUGUGGAUCGUGCCUUACAAGAAACUUCAAGACGAAUCGAGCUUGGUCUAUCAUGUUCAUGCUUGCUAGAGGAGGCGCGUAAUAAUAUAAAGACUCAUGUUGUUUCAAAUGCCGGUAUCCGGGAAGAAUCAAGUAGAAGAGACGACAGGGACAAUUUAUCUAGUGCAGCCACAUUUUUACCUGCAGAACUGGUUAGGUACUUAAAGGUAUUGGCUGAAGCUCCAAAAUGUACAACUGAUAAAUUGGAAUUUGUGAUAGCAAAAGCUCAGUUGCUGGCCUUUAAUCGAUGGAAGGGUCGCUAUCAGCUUCCUGAUCUACAGGAGUUUGGUGAAUUGAUGGAGGAUGAUUCUUAUGUUACUGUUAUGGGUGAUGAAAGGGAUUCUCCUGAUGUGAGGGAAAGAGCACUUCCAAGUUCUAAGGUUGCUCAUCAAUCUAAAAGGAGAAAGUCAAUUCCUCAAGAUGGUUCUACUCGGAAGCGCAAGCACCUCUCAAGUGACGAUGAGUUGCCAAAUGAAAAAGAAAAAUGCACGUCAGACUUGAUUUCCUUGAACAGCUCUAGAUUACGAAAUGGCGAGAAGAAAUCUGGAAGGAAGGCUAGCAAGAAGAUGGGCAAUUCUGGUGUAAAACGUGAACACGUUGAUUCUAUAUCAGGUGAUUCUAAUGUGGAAGGAGGGAAGGGACUUUUGCCACCCAAUGAUAAAGUGUUGUCGCAGCCUAACUCAUAUCUUAGAGUUGGAGAACGUGUAUGCAGGGCUAUCAAGUCUGGUGAUGGAAGUUCUACUCAAUCUGUUAGUAAAAGUGGUGGAAAACGUGCAACUGGUGUUCUUUUGGGUUUGACUGCUUGUUCUGGGAAAUCUCAAAGCGAGAAAUUGAUUCCAGCUAAGAGCCCUUCUCCACAUGAGAUUUUUUCAAUCCUAUGCAUGGCUGCAAAAGAUCCCAUGAAAAAGUCUGGCUUAUUGACUUCAACUGUAAGUAUGUUCUGUGAGUUCCGGAAUUCUACUUGUUUGGAAAACAAUAAUACACAAAACCAUCAAAAGCAUGAUGGGAAGCAUAAGGAGAAACUACCGUCCGAUUUGGAGAUUGCAGAUAUAUCUGGAUUUGAAGGUAUAAAGGACUCAUAUUGGACAGACAGAAUUAUUCAAAGUGAGCCAGAGGAGAAGAUGAUAUUUGAACCUAAGAUCCCUACGCCGAAGGUUGCCUCUGCUGCUGAAACUGAAGCUAUUGUUGGUAUGAGUGCAGUCUCGGACAAUAAACAAGAAAGAGAUGCUGUCAUUCUGGAUUCGGAAACAGACAAUUUAGCUGGUCUCGUGGAUGAAAAAUCCCAGAAAUAUUCUCCAACAGCACUGAUCCUCAACUUUACGGAUUUAGAAUCUAUUCCUUCAUUAGCAAAUCUGAAUGAGAUAUUUAGCCGUUAUGGACCUUUGAACGAGUCAGAGACUGAAGUUUUGAGCAAAAGCAAGCGUGCAAAAGUGAUCUUCAAGAGUCGAGUCGAUGCCGAAGCUGCUUUUAGUGGUACCGGGAAAUUUAGUAUUUUUGGGCUUUCACUUGUCAGUUACAAACUCAACUAUUCGCCAACACCGCGCAAAGCUCCUACAUCUUCUAGGCGAAACAGAAAGCAAUGUCAAUGAAAUACGGUGCGCUUAAAAAAUGGUAAUAAAUUGAGGUACUUCCUAGCAUUUGUCAUCUUUUGAAAAUAGGUUUUACUAGGUAGAUUCGGCUGCUGAUAUUGGAAAUAGCUUGCACAUAGAUGAAAAUUGGCAGUUGACCUAUUGUUUCAUUUAAAAUAUAUCCUUAGAGAGUAGACUCAAAGAAUGUCAGAUCUCUGUCUGAUUGUAAGAGAAAAGUUUUGGAUUUAAACAAUGUGGAUGUUUUUGAGAAUUCAUUCCCAUUUUCAUAAUGGAUGUUAUAUGGGUUUGGCA
Molecule: messenger RNA, 3114 nt
Organism: Olea europaea var. sylvestris
Lineage: Eukaryota; Viridiplantae; Streptophyta; Magnoliopsida; Lamiales; Oleaceae
Exons: 1
Coding region: 55-2823 (922 amino acids)
Source: RefSeq, a predicted model, not a curated record